UCCAAGCUCUAGCUACGACCGGCAUCAGCGACCGGCAUGCAGCGGGGCGGCCUGCGGAAGAACAACGACGCCCGGGGGCGCUCUGGAUCCGCUUCUUGUGCGCUUUGAAAUUGACUGCUCCGUCACUAUUUUCCGAGUCACCAUUUGUGUUUCAGUGUUUGUUUAUUCUGCGUUGUCGUCCAUCUAGUGGCUGCGCACUGAUCUCUACCUGCUCAUCACUACUGUAGCUGCUCCACGCUCGCUAGCGACCCCCGCGCCGCGCGUGUGCCCAUGGCGGCGGAGGUCACCCUGCGCCGCUUCGACCUCUCGGACGUCGACGCCAUGAUGGCAUGGGCGUCCGACCCCGAGGUCGCCGCCUUCUGCCGCUGGGAGCCCGGCUACGUGGUCAGGCGGUACCAGUACCAGUACUGGUGCCGCGGGGAACACCCCGUACUGGUCUACUUCUCCCCGCCCCGCGACGCCCUGCUCGCGUUCCUCCGGGGCACCGACCCUCCGCACACCUGGAUCCGCGCCGUCUGCCUCGGCUGCGCCAUCGUGGGCGCGGUGACCGUGUCGCGCACAGAGGACCGGUGCCGCGCGGAGGUCGGGACCGCGCUGGCGCGCGCGCACCGGGGCAGGGGCACGGCCGCGGCGGCCCUGAGGCUCGCGGCGACCACGGCGUUGGGGGACCUGGAGGGCGUGGAGCGCGUGGAGGCGCUGGUGGACGCGGACGACGCCGCGUCCCGGCGCGCGGUGGAGGACGCCGGGUUCCGCCGCGAGGCCGUGCUGCGGAGCCACCGCGACGCCAGGGACGUGGUCGUCUACAGCCUCAUCUCCACCGACGACGACCCACUCAUCGACUUACCCAGUUCAUGACCUUGUUGGCCGGCUUGUUGCCAUGCGAUGC
Triticum dicoccoides is the source of this 886-nucleotide messenger RNA. RefSeq lists its product as uncharacterized. The record is from RefSeq and is a predicted model, not a curated record. Bases 271 to 855 code for a protein of 194 amino acids. The transcript has a single exon. Gene Ontology annotation, molecular function: acyltransferase activity, transferring groups other than amino-acyl groups. Lineage: Eukaryota; Viridiplantae; Streptophyta; Magnoliopsida; Poales; Poaceae.